CCUGCAGUCAGAGCGGCGCAUCUGGAAGAGAGCUGGCCGGCUGGGGAGGUGGAGGACGGGGAGAGAAGAGGAAGGAGGCUCCGGGAGCAAGCGAGACAAAAAGGGUCAGGCCUGGGACUUGGGAAAACCGGGAGAGCAGGAAGAAGAGGGGAUCAUCCGUCAUUGCUUUAUUUUCUUUUAAACUUUUCAACUUCCUUUUAACGUGAAAGUCCAUAUCUACACUACCCAUCAUCAGACAUUACCCAUAAGCUCAUAAGACUCUCAAUGAUGCCGUCCAACACUCUCACCAACACCACCACCACUGCUGAUUCACCUGGAAAUCCAAUGGGUGAGAGAACAAUACUGGACUCAGACCUGAUGGAGGAGAAGUCACCUAAAAGUAGCAAGCCUGGAAGAAAACGCAAGCAGUUUUCACAGGUUGAGAGCUGUGGCUCUCUUAAAGACAGUGCGAGUGUAGGCCACAGCUACACUAUGGCGAUGGCACAGGUCUUCAAUGGGGACAUGGGCGGGAUCAGAGACAGGAUGCCCGAUGCCUGCUUCCCAAAACAGGAGAAGCGGGAAGUCGAGAAUGGGAUUCCCAGAGACCCUUCCUCCUGCCGUGCAGAGGACAGCUCUCAGGGGCAGAGUCUGAGUCAUCCUCAAGAGAACGGAUUCCUGUCCAGCCGGGAAGAACAGGACUUGGAGAAAGCCAAUGAUGACUGCCUGAUGACGCCGCGCAAGAAACGAGGGAGGCGGAAACUGGAGCACCCAACUAAAUAUGUGGAGCACAAGGAGGAGGAUGGGAGUGAUGCGGUAAAGACUGAGGGAGGUCGAGGCAGGCUGCGAGGGGGAGUUGGUUGGGAGAUCAGCCUUCGUCAGAGGCCCAUGCCCAGAAUAACCUUCCAGGCUGGUGACCCUUAUUACAUUAGCAAGAGGACCAGAGAGGAGUUGCUGGCCAAGUGGAAGAUGGAGGCAGAGAAAAAGGCCAAACAAAUGUCAGCAAUGAACGCGAUGAAGGAUCACGAGGAUAAUGAAACAGAGACCCGGAAUGAAGAGGUCUCAAUAAUCAAACACCCACAGCCUUCAAAGCAGCAGCAGCAGCCGCAGCAGCAGCUGCAGCCGCAGCCACACACUAAGUCUCAGUCACAGCCUCAGUAUCAACAGCAAUCACCGCUGGUGCUGCCACAGCAACAGCAACAACUGCAACAUCAGCAGCCACCUCAGCAGCAGCAACAGCAGCAACAGCCUACUGACCCAGCUUCCCCCACUGUGGCCACGACCCCAGAGCCUGUCGCCAUCGAAGGAGAAGACAAGACAUCCCCCAAGACUCCAGACACUGAGUCUGAGUAUGAGGACGGUCGUGGUUUUGGCAUCGGCGAGCUGGUUUGGGGGAAGCUCCGAGGAUUCUCUUGGUGGCCAGGCCGCAUCGUAUCCUGGUGGAUGACGGGACGUAGCAGAGCUGCUGAGGGAACCAGAUGGGUCAUGUGGUUUGGAGAUGGAAAAUUCUCAGUGGUUUGUGUAGAGAAACUAUUGCCUUUAAGUUCCUUUAACAAUGCCUUUCACCAACCAACUUACAACAAGCAGCCCAUGUACAGGAAAGCCAUCUACGAAGUCUUACAGGUGGCUAGCAGCCGGGCAGGAAAGGCCUUCAUGGCCUGCCCUGACAGUGAUGAGACAGAGACCUCAAAAUCCGUGGAAAUGUUAAACAAGCAAAUGAUUGAGUGGGCUAUGACAGGAUUUCAGCCCACUGGACCCAAAGGCUUGGAGCCACCAGAAGAGGAGCGUAACCCAUACAAAGAAGUUUAUCCUGAAAUAUGGGUAGAGCCAGAAGCAGCAGCCUAUACACCUCCUCCAGCCAAAAAGCCUCGCAAAAGCACAGCAGAGAAACCUAAGGUCAAGGACAUCAUUGAUGAGAGAACACGAGAGCGACUUGUUUAUGAAGUGAGACAAAAGUGCCGCAGCUUAGAGGACAUCUGUAUCUCCUGUGGAAGUCUGAAUGUUAGCCUUGAGCACCCUCUUUUUGCUGGAGGAAUGUGUCAGAGUUGCAAGAACUGCUUCCUAGAAUGUGCUUAUCAAUACGACGACGACGGCUACCAGUCAUACUGCACUAUCUGCUGCGGGGGACGAGAGGUGCUCAUGUGUGGGAACAACAAUUGUUGUCGGUGCUUCUGUGUGGAGUGCGUGGACCUUCUUGUUGGUCAAGGAGCCGCUCACGCUGCCAUCAAAGAAGACCCAUGGAACUGCUACAUGUGCGGUCAGAAGGGUGUGUUUGGUUUGCUGGAGCGUCGUAGCGAUUGGCCCAGCCGUCUCCAGCACUUCUUUGCAAAUAAUCACGAUCAAGAUUUUGAUCCACCAAAGCUUUACGCCCCAGUCAUGGCGGAGAAGAGGAAGCCCAUUCGUGUCCUUUCACUAUUUGAUGGCAUAGCCACAGGACUGCUGGUGCUCAAAGAACUUGGCAUCCAAGUGGGUCGCUACAUAGCUUCUGAAGUGUGUGAAGACUCCAUCACUGUGGGUAUCGUCCGGCAUGAGGGUCGCAUCAUGUACGUUGGAGACGUGCGGAACAUCACGCGCAAACAUAUAAACGAGUGGGGUCCUUUUGAUCUAGUUAUAGGUGGAAGCCCAUGCAAUGACCUCUCAAUAGUCAAUCCUGCAAGGAAGGGUCUGUAUGAGGGCACCGGACGCCUGUUCUUUGAGUUUUACCGACUGCUCCAUGAGGCUCGGCCGAAGCAGGGGGAAGACAGGCCUUUCUUCUGGCUCUUUGAAAAUGUGGUUGCUAUGGGCGUCAGUGACAAGAGGGACAUAUCUCGCUUUUUAGAGUGUAACCCAGUGAUGAUCGAUGCCAAGGAAGUGUCAGCUGCCCACCGUGCCCGUUACUUCUGGGGUAACCUUCCUGGCAUGAACAGGUUGGUGUAUGAAUGGCCUUUGACUGCCAUGUGCACUGAUAGGCUGGAACUCCAGGACUGUUUAGAACAUGGCAGAACAGCCAAGUUUGGCAAGGUGAGGACUAUCACUACCAGGUCUAAUUCCAUCAAGCAGGGCAAGGACCAGCACUUCCCAGUCUACAUGAAUGAGAAGGAAGACAUACUGUGGUGCACUGAGAUGGAGAGGGUCUUUGGUUUUCCAGUCCACUAUACAGACGUAUCCAACAUGAGCCGACUGGCGAGGCAGAGGCUGCUGGGCAGAUCAUGGAGCGUCCCAGUUAUCCGCCACCUGUUUGCACCACUCAAAGAGUACUUUGCCUGUGACUGAGCAGUCAGAAAAUUAGCUCAGAACCAUUUAGUAUGAAGUGCCGUAAGGGGCAUUAUUACUGAAACGCUCUCAGACACACUACUGAACACCAAGGCAUUUCAGCUGAACAGGAAGGUGUUUUAGUGUUGCCAACUUAGCAACUUUGUCGCUAUAUUUAGUGAGUUUUCAGACCCCCUUAGCGACUUUUUUUCUCUAAAAAACGACUAGCGACAAAUCUGGCGACUUUUGCUUUUGUUAUUAGGAAGACCUAUGACCACUUUUUGAUGUGAAAGCACAUAUCUGUCUUACUCCCAACAAGCAGCGGGUGCUGCCGUGGGCACUUCGCCCAUGCCAAAGCGCUCACAGGCAGCAGUCGCCCCCAGCUGCUGUCAGAGCAGGAGAUGCUGAUCCCUACCCAUCCAAACUGCAAAUGAAUCACGCAUGAGCAAAGCCGCUGCUCCCACCCUGACUUUAACGCAGUCAGUUCUUCUUUUACUUUUUGUAAAUCACAAGGUUUAAAACUACUUAAACACACACAGUGUGUGUGUGUGUAACUCCGCCAGAGUGCCUUUUUUGGGUCACUUUUGCCGGUACCAAGCCCGGAUAAAGGAGGAGGGUUAGAAUUGUGACAUUAAAAAAAACAAUAAUUACUCAAAGAAUUUAAUUUGUAGUUCUAAAUAUAUUCCUAAUCCAUUUAGGGUGGUUUUUUUACCCACUUUAUGUCUCUUCCACGAUGUUAUUUCUCUCUCCUACAACAUAGGUUACAAUUACAUAAGCAUGACCAAUUAUGCAAAUUAGGCGAUGACCAUAUUUAGCAACUUCUAGCGACUUUUAGGACAGCUAAUAGCGACUUUCCUUACUAAGGAUUUGGCAACACUGCCCUAUCCAGCUGAAACGCCUUGGUUUUAAGUAGUGUGUGUGACUGCAUUUCAGUAGCGUGUGCGAGUACAUUUCAGUAGCGUUUGUUAGAGCGUUUCAGUAGUGUGUGUGAGAGAUAAAAUUUUAGUCGUGUGUGUGAGAGCAUUUCAGUAAUAAUGUCCCUUACGGCACCUCAUAAUUUAGGAACCACAACUGUAUGUUGUGACUAGAAACAAGAGCCUUGAUCCUCAAAUUAUACUCUGGUAUAAUUUGUAAGCGAAACAUAGAUUUCACAUUAUUUCUUGUAUUUGAAUUGCAAUUCUUAUUCUAUUUAAUUUUAUAUAUCAUUUUACAGUAGGGCCGCUGCAGUGUUAUCAAGUAUUGUUUAUUUGUUUGUGCAAGCUAUACUUGAGACUAUGCUUUCUUCUCAAGACACGAAGACAGAAGAGUGCUAAAUACGUCUUGUAAGAGAGAGGGAUAGGAAUACAUUGGGAAACAUCAGAAAGACAGGAAGUAGGAUAUUUUUUUUCAAGAUAUGUGAAAUGCUUCUGCUGUGUGAGCGUACUGCGAGACUCCCACCUGCAGUGCAGCCAUGCUUCCAGCUACUGAGCCUCACAGGGAUGUUUCCUUCAGUGUCAAGAGAGCUGUGUCUCUGAGAAUCCAAAACACCAGAUCACAUAUACCUCUUUGUUUACAGUUUCUAUACACAACUGAAGGUAAUAAAGGUACUACUGUAAUAUGGUUACAAUACCAUGGUGCUCCAAGAUGAUAUGAAACAUCAUAGCCCAUGUGGCAAUGCAUUUUUAGACAAUACGGAGCGUUUUAACCUGUUGCUGGAUGAACUUUUGUUUGACGUUUUUACAUUUAACGAAAAAAAAAAUAAAAUAAUGUUGUAUGCCGUUCGGUUGACCGACGUUUGACUGCAAAAUAGAGCUUAUACUCUUUUCUGCGUUUUUACAGCUAUUACACAAGUUUGUACUGGUGCUCUUCUAAUCUCAGCCUUGCUACACUCAGGCUCACUGUCUGAAUCUGCACAAACAGAAAGUGAAGCUAGCCACAUGGGAGAUGAUGUUUUCUGUCAUUCAAAAGAAAAAACUUAAGAUCAAAGUCUGUGAUGAGCUACUUUUUUCUAGUUUCAUCAUGAACAAUGACGUUACUGUACAACUGUUAGUAAGCGUGGUCGCUGUAAAGGAGGGAGAGCGACCAGGCCGGGUAACUCUCCUCCUCGGCUUCCACCUCUCUAAACUGAAUAACUGUCAGGUGCAAAUACUCAACAAUAUGGUGCCGCUUCACAGAGUUCUUCUACCUUUUUAUAGCAAUUUUGUGCUGUUUUAUCAACAUUAUCAAGCACUUUUAUACGUACACUUUCUUUUUCUUUUAAAAACUUUUUUUUUUCUUGUGAAUUGGUUUAUUUUUCGUUUAGUUUAAUGAUGUGAACUGAUCAAUCCUCGUGUAAUAUUUUUUGUAUACAGUAGGGCUGUGCCAAUAGAAGUGAAAGAAUGGAUUUUUUUUUAUAUGUGAAACCAUGUUAUUUGACUCGGUGUACAGUAGAUGGAUUGUCAUUUGUAACCUCCAACUCCUUUUCUCACCUUCCAUCAUCCAUAUUGUUCUCUGUUUCGAAGCAGCGAUACAGUAUGUUGCCACGUAAAUUCAAGGAAUGUCUGUUGCUAUUAAGAUUGUAAAAAUGUAAGGCAGCGUCAAAAAGCUGUGUUUCCUGCUUUGUAAAAUAUUUUGUCCCCUGUGAAGGACAGUAGGGCCGCUGCCAUUUGCUCGAUAAAUUGUAGUCGUCACGUUGGCAAUUUGUAAGCGCCGAUCCAAAUUAUGGAUUACACGCGCAAACUAAAUUCUCUUGAUUGUAAUCCUUAAGCUAAACACAGAGGAUUUAGGCUGCAGUUUGUCAAAACAAAAGCCUGACACAGUGUUUGACACGGAUGUCAGCACUCAAAGAGUAAAGAGUAAGAGCAGACGCUAUCGCUUCUCUAAAUCAUAUUUAAGAUUUGAAAUUUAAUUUCUUAAUGUAAUUAAUUUCUUAAGUGACCUUAUUGCCAUCCUUUUUGUCAAUGCAUGGUGGCUCAAUAUGAGCUCUCGUGCUUUGUAUUUUAUCAGAUGUUAUCCCCCUCUCCACCUUUAAUACCUAACGUCAUAUUCAUGGUUGUACAUUCUGUACAUAGAGUUUUCUGGUUGCUGUUUUCAAUUUUUUUUCUUUUCUUUUUUUAAUUACAAAUGAGAUGUACAAAUAUAAUUCUUUGCUAAUAUAUAUCAUCAAAUAGAAAGAAAAUCUUAGGUCGAAAAUAAAAAUCAUUGACAAAUUUCAUUCAAAGCUUCAAGCAUUAGAUGUAGAGAGAUUCCAACUCCGCUUUUUUUGUUUUUUUGUUUUUUUAUUUGUUUGUUUCAAGUGAAUCCAGAUCGGAUGUUUUGUGAUCGUAACAUUGGCCUAAAGACAGCUUUAAGAUUGACGGUCUAAACUUCACUGCACAGCCCUACACGGUGGUGUUUUUUUUUUAAACUUCUGUUUCUUUUUGUAAGACUUUAAAAAGAGGGAUUGUAGGCGUUUCCGAUGGUGCUAAACAUUUUACCUAAUCAAGAAAAAUGUAUUUGAUUGGAAGACAAAUAAACAUGUCUUGACAAUGACUGUUUUAAGUUCCUUGUAGUAAUGAAAAAUAACUAUUAUUUCACUCAUAUAAAUAUAUUAACAAAGGCAUUUUAACUUUGUACUUGAAAAAAUAAGGAUAACAAAUAAUGAAAGGUUUGCUAUAUUGUUUUAGACUAGAGAUUGCUGUAGUCGGUGCUUAUCUGUGGGAAAAUUGUGUGAGAAAAAAAAUGGUAAUAACUUUUACUGUAGCAUAAUGUAUGCUUAAUGCGCAUUGCUUCUUAAUCCUACAUUCCAUGCCACAAUAUUCUCCAUGUCUGUUUUCCAAAUGUUGUUUUGAACUGACGCUUACUUGUUUCUUUGUUUUUAAAAAAAAGAAGAAAAAAAAUCAGAAACAGCAUUUCAUUUUACUGGUCAAAGCAGGUCAAUACUUCAGUGAUACUGUUAACGCUCUGUGUGACUUUCUUUCUGUCAUAACUGUUUUAUGGCCUGUAUGGUUUUCCUCAAGACCAGUUCAUACAGCAGAUGUAGCAGUCAUUCUCUGCCCCAUACCUUUGUUUAGUGUUCAAAGAGAAGAUAAAGGCUUCGUAUGUACUUGUGCUGGAGAACACUUGAAUAAAUGUAUUGUUUUUGUGCAAAAAAAAAA
This is a messenger RNA of Haplochromis burtoni (Burton's mouthbrooder), 7301 nucleotides long. It is a transcript of the gene dnmt3ab, whose product is annotated as DNA (cytosine-5-)-methyltransferase 3 alpha b. The coding region runs from base 265 to 3228 and encodes 987 amino acids. Gene Ontology annotation, biological process: negative regulation of DNA-templated transcription. Lineage: Eukaryota; Metazoa; Chordata; Actinopteri; Cichliformes; Cichlidae. The record is from RefSeq and is a predicted model, not a curated record. Gene Ontology annotation, molecular function: methyltransferase activity. Gene Ontology annotation, cellular component: cytoplasm; nucleus. The transcript is spliced from 23 exons.